Messenger RNA from Petromyzon marinus (sea lamprey), 3032 nucleotides. It is a transcript of the gene PTPN9, whose product is annotated as protein tyrosine phosphatase non-receptor type 9. Gene Ontology annotation, molecular function: protein tyrosine phosphatase activity. The record is from RefSeq and is a predicted model, not a curated record. NCBI's taxonomy places the organism in Eukaryota, Metazoa, Chordata, Hyperoartia, Petromyzontiformes, Petromyzontidae. Gene Ontology annotation, biological process: protein dephosphorylation.
UAUAUCUUGGGAGGUGGGUGGCCGCUGUGCGCAUGCGCAUGAAGCUCGCCGCGGCAAGAUGGCGGACGGGUUGACGGGCGAUGAGGAGCAGGCCACCAAGCAGUUCCUGGAGGAGGUGAACCGCUGGCGUGAGCAGAACGGCGCUGCCCCCGUGUGCUGGGCCACAGCCGUCAAGUUCCUGGCCGCUCGCAAGUUUCACACGCAGCGUGCCAUCGAGCUCUUCCACGCCUACCGGCUGACACGAAUCCGGGAGGGCAUCUAUGGGUUGCGGCCUGACGAAGAGCCCCUCCGCUCGGAGCUCUCCUCCGGAAAGUUCACAAUCCUGAGUGGCCGGGACCCUGGGGGGGCGGCGCUGGCACUCUUCACGGCGAGGCUGCACGAGCCGGCGCGCGCGGCGCACACCGUCGUGCUGCAGGCCGUACUGUACCAGCUCGACCGCGCCGUGGAGAGCCGUGACACCCAGAGGAACGGCCUGGUGUUUGUGUAUGACAUGACGGACUCCACCUACCGCAACUUUGACUAUGAGCUCUGCGUCAAGAUGCUUAACCUACUCAAGGGUGCGUUUCCCGCGCGGCUGAAGCGCGUGCUCAUCGUGUCAUCUCCCAUCUGGUUCCGUGCUCCCUUCACCGUCCUGCGUCUCUUCGUGCGGGAAAAGCUUCGCGACCGGGUGUGCACCGUGCGCCUGUCGGAGCUGCAAGCAUUUGUUCCCUGCGCAUCGCUGCCAUCCCAGCUGGGGGGCUCGCUCCCACUUGACCACACUGGGUGGCUGCAGGCCUGUGCCUCGUCCAACUCUGUGUCCACCACUGGCUACACCAGCAUGGACGACCUCCUCUUUCUGCCAUCCGUCUCUAACAACGCUCCGCUCAGCCCCUGCAACAACCAGCGCCAGCCCAACGGUGCGCAGCCGGGUAGCGGUGGCGGUGGUGGCGGCACCGGCAACAACAACGCGGAUGGGGAGGAAGGCUGGCUGCAUGGUGGCAUUGGUCCAGGCCGCACCCUGGAGGAGCUGGUGUACCACCUGAAGGCCGUGAGGAAGCGCGGCAUCUACAGCGAGUACGAGGAGAUUGCGCGUCAGCCGCCCACCGGGACCUUCCACUGCUCAAAGCUGCCGUACAACUUUGGCAAGAACCGCUAUACAGACGUCCUGUGCCUUGACCAGUCGCGCGUCAAGUUGGGCUCCUCUGGGAAUGACGAGAAGAUGGACUACAUCAACGCCAGCUUCAUGGAUGGUUACAAGCAGCACAACGCGUACAUCGCCACGCAGGGCCCCAUCCCGCAGACCUUUGUUGAUUUCUGGAGGAUGGUGUGGGAGCAGAGAGUGCAGGUGAUCGUCAUGACCACGCGGGUGGUGGAGAGGGGCCGGGUGAAGUGUGGCCAGUACUGGCCUCUGGACGCUACAAGCAGCUGCACGUUCGGCCCUUUCACGGUCACCAGCCUGCAUCUGGAAAAGUUCCAGGACUACAAUCUGACCACACUUGAAGUCCACAACAUGCAGACGGGAGAGACCCGCGAGGUCGCGCACUACCAAUACAUGAGCUGGCCGGACUUCGGGGUUCCGCGCUCGGCGCUCGGCAUGCUUGACUUCCUGGCGCACGUGUCGCGGCACCAGGCGGCAGCGACGCAGGCACUGGGGGGUGAAUGGCGCGGGCACCCGGGGGGGCCACCCGUGGUCGUGCACUGCAGCGCCGGCAUUGGCCGCACUGGAACGUUCUGCACGCUGGACAUCUGCCUGGCAAGGUUGCGUGAGGUGGGCACAGUGGACGUGGCGGGUGCGGUGCGGCGCAUGCGCAGCCAGCGUGCCUUCUCCAUCCAGACGGCCGACCAGUAUUACUUCUGCCACACGGCACUCAUUGAGCACGCGCAGCGCGCCGGCCUGCUGCCCGCGCACGUAGAGUGGUCUCCCAGCGACAUCGACUCCGACAGUGACUAACCAGGAGGCCGGCCGCACCAACCAGACUCGCUCGGCGAAUGGACACGCACGCACGGCCCGGUGCGGCGCCGCGGCCUCCAUGUGAUGGGAGGCAGCGCCGCCGCAGACGCAGGCCCCGCCGCUCGGGCGAGCACAGCCCACAUCGUCUGCAUUGUGUCUCGUGUAUAAACUCAACAAAACCUGGGUCACACGUAUACUUUUGCCUUUUUAUUACGUGCCUUUGAAUCCUUUAACGCAGUUUUGCAAUCGUACUGAUGGGCGGAGGUUGGUUCCUGUUAUAUUUCCCAGUAUGUAAAUACUGUGUACGAUAUAUGUGUGUAUACAUAUGUGUUGUGUGUGUGUAUAUAUACAUAUGUGUACGGUAUAUGUGGUUGGACUGUGAUCAUGUGAGUGUUCUGAAUGCAAAGAGUUAAUGCAUUGUACUCGGGGAUGGGGUAGGUCAAAACUGGGGACAGUGUGGGUUGGCGGAGGGAAGAAGUAGCGUGUGAAAGUGACUAUGGACAAUACUUGUGCGUCUCUGCUCCCAGGGAUCCUACACGCGUCUGUGUGACUGUCGUGAUUCGGGGUCGGUCCCUACAGAACGGGGCAAGUCUGUGGGGUCUGUUUGCUCUUCGUAUCGUCCAGUGGGGAAGUUGGUAGUGGCCGUACGAAGAGAAGGGCCACGGCCGGCACCGACCCGUGACGACAUUGUGUUGCCAAUCGGUAGAGGCUGCGUGUUUUGUAACCGGGCGGCAUGUGUUUGUGAGCAUGGGUUUGUGCCGGAGACGGCGCCUGUUCUCGCUGGGCCUCGUCGCUUGACGGAGUCCAGGGUGCCCGCUCGUUUGUCUGCUGGCUGCUCAAGAAGGGAGUGGUGUUGAGACAAGCGUGAAGGCCUUUUUUACAGUAACUAAUUUCUUUUGUAUUUUCGUCGUGUACUCAAUAGACGUCUGUGCAUUUACAUAUUUAGAAAAUGUAAUCUCUAUACUGUUGCGUACUAUGGUAGUCGCUGAAGGUACCUUAACAGGAAGAAAUCCGGUAAUUGGUAAAGAUUGUUCACAACAAGACUUUAGUUGUAAGCCUUUUAUUUAUUGCUACUUAUAAUAAUAAAACGUAUACUCUGGCA